AUUAUCGGAAUCAUCUUGAUUGUGCAAGCAUCAUAUAUGUCUUUUUUGAUUUAUUCCUUCUUUUGAGAGUUAGUUCAAGAGGGCUCUUUCCAAUACUCCACAUCAGAUGUUGCUACUGUCCACAUUUAUCUCAGGUGCUAAGGUGCUUUGAGGUGCUUUGUCCACUUCCGGACUCUCGUGGGACAAUUAGACUUCGUAAGGAUCAGUACAUCUGUCGGAUUACAUUGCGGAGACAAGAGGUUGCCUGUUUGAUGAACACUUCGAAAUCACGCUCAAUACCGUGACAGCGACAUGUGAGUGAUCUGCCACCGAGGCAGGUAUUCUUGUCGAGAUGAAGCCGAAUUUAUAAAGGAACGAGUUGUAGGAAGAUGCCCUUGCUCUGAUUCAGCCCAAUCGCACCCAGAUCACUCAGGUGUCCGCAAUUUGGAACGAGCCUCCAAUGUCCAACGCAUCAUGGGCGCCGCUCAACGAAACUACAUCUCAAAUUUGGAUUGAGGAGGCGACUAUCGACGGCGUCACCAUUGAGGCGGUGGGUUAUGGUGAGCGGUCCCAAGCGAUUAUGCGUGUUAGCUGCGCUAAGGCCAACGGUGCAGGUGCUCAUCUCACUCUCUUCUUUCAAUGCUUCGAGCUGUUAUGGAGCGUGAGGCGCAAACAGCCCAAGUUUGCGUACACGUUCUUGGUCUACAUUUCGGCGCUGUCCAUUUGUUCUGCCAUUGGCGCGGCCUCCUUCAGAAUAAACCAACAAGCCUUUGUGAACAACCGUAACUUUCCGGGUGGACCAGCCCAAUACGGGCUUUUGAGCUUCAACUCUCUCAAUGUCCUCGGCCCUGGUGGCUAUAUGGCCGCUUCUUGGCUCCAAGAUGGACUGUUGCUGUAUCGUUUCUACGUCAUAUGGGGCGGGUCCCUAUUGGCAAUGAUCCUUCCCACCCUUCUUUUUCUAUCCUCGAUCAUCAUGUCUUGCCUACUGCUUUCCGAACUUGAACAACCGGGAAGCACGAUGUGGGCACCUUCAAACACUGUCUUUGCUGUGGGAUUCGGUUCAACUACUGUUGCGACUACUUUGCUGCUCAGUACUCUCAUCGUUUCCCGCCUCCUCUAUACGCGUUACAAACUAAGCAAGAUCAUGGGCUCUGUCGAACUAGCACCUUACCUCACGGUCUCUGCGAUGAUUGCAGAAUCCGCCUUGCUCUAUGUCGUAUGCGCUCUCACGUUCAUGAUAACCUACGCGACGGGAAGCACUGUCAGUUACUUGAUCUACGGUUUUCUAGGACAAGCACCGUCAAUUGCACCUCUCAUUAUCAUCCGGCGUGUUGCUGAAGGACGUGCUGCCAGCAAAGCGGCAUUGGCUGAGACCACUAUGGUGACCACAGGGAUACAAUUUGGUGCACCAGAGAUGUCUGCUGUUUCUCCGACAACAGUCGACUUGCAGACAAACCAAAACCGUGACCCAGCAAUGAAGACAAGUCAAACUACAGAUUUGUCACCUUUGGCAUAGUCGAGUCUGACAGACUGAUGAGAUUCGAGGCUAUCGAUUCACCGUUCCGAGUUGGAUUGCACGUCAGAUCACGAUGACAACGUACAUCUACCCACGUAUCAAGGAUACCAUAGAAAGGGUAGUGGCACAGAUUGUAUUGUUGCAAGGAUCUAGGUACUAACAGUCCUGAGUGUAUAAACGUGUGUGUAUUUAUUCCACAACGACCAGAGAUACCAAGAUACAUGCGUAUGUCUACAGAAGCAUUGUUAUACAAAGAGACCGGUUCUAUAUUCUUCGUUCAUAAUGAGCAGCUGCACUUAUAUUUCAUCUCUGGACAACCUUUC
Somion occarium is the source of this 1818-nucleotide messenger RNA. The record is from the annotation of a GenBank genome assembly. Lineage: Eukaryota; Fungi; Basidiomycota; Agaricomycetes; Polyporales; Cerrenaceae.